Nannospalax galili (Upper Galilee mountains blind mole rat) is the source of this 585-nucleotide messenger RNA. Its product is annotated as melanoma-associated antigen 4-like. NCBI's taxonomy places the organism in Eukaryota, Metazoa, Chordata, Mammalia, Rodentia, Spalacidae. Gene Ontology annotation, cellular component: nucleus. The transcript has a single exon. Gene Ontology annotation, biological process: negative regulation of transcription by RNA polymerase II. The record is from RefSeq and is a predicted model, not a curated record. The coding region runs from base 1 to 585 and encodes 194 amino acids.
AUGUUCCAAGAGGCACUAAGACGCAAGGUGCGUGACUUGGUGCAGUUCCUGCUCUACAAGUAUCGGAGCAAGGAGCUGACCACCAAGGCAGAAAUGCUAGCGAUGGUCAUCAGAGAUUAUAUGGGGUAUUACCCUGUGAUUUUUAAAGAAGUUUCUGACAACUUGACACUGAUCUUUGGCAUUAACAUGGUGGAAGUGGACCACCUUGUCCACUCCUAUGCCCUUGUCAGAGCCCUAGGGAUCACCUAUGAUGGGCUGCUGCAUGGUGUCCAAGGCAUGCCCAAGACAGGCCUCCUUAUCAUCAUGCUAGGUAUCAUCUACUUGAAAGGUGAGCAUGUCAGGGAGGAGGCAAUCUGGGAAGUGCUAAGUAUGAUGAGAAUAUAUCCCGAACAAAAUCAUUGUGUCACUGGGAAUCCCAGGAUGCUCUUCACUGAAAUUUUUGUACAGGAAGGAUACCUAGAGUACAGAGAGAUACCCUACACUAACCCUGUUCAGCAUGAGUUCCUAUGGGGCCCAAGGGCCUUUGCUGAAACUAGUAGGGAGAGAAUUUUGGAGUUUUUGGCCAAGAUCACUGGGCUCCUCUAA